AUAGGUUUGUUCUGGUCUAUUUUCAUUCGUUGAACGGAAUUUGAUGUCGCUGGUUCGUUUUUUGAUUCUGUUCGACUAUAAUACGUGAUCGUGAAAUAAACAUUGGCUUGGAACAGGCCAUGACGCGUGCGGCUUUACCGCUAAGUAAAAAGACUUGAAAGAGUAAUGUUUGUGAAUUUUUGACUUCACAAAAAUGGAAAUCGUUGACAUCGAAGAAUGCCAGCCCGACCCUGUUGCGGUCACUAGAAAGAAAAGUUUAUGGUCUAAAAUUAACAACAAAACAACUUACAGUUACUUGUUCAAUAUAGUUAUAUCAAUACUUUUAUUAACUUGUCUCGUUUUGGUGUUGUACUUUUUUAAAGAAUAUCUAAAGACUGUUUUAUAUUGGGUCGACGCUCAAGAUCCGUGGAUUAUUUUUUUGUUGUUCAUGUGUCUGUUUCUGAUCGUGAGUUUUCCGGUGGCUGUUGGUUAUUUAAUUUUGAUAAUAACGAGCGGCUAUCUGUUCGGGAUGCUGAAGGGCAUGGGAACUGUGUUAGUGAGUGCUAAUUUUGGCGUGGCGGUCGCUCAUUUCACGUUGAAGGCGUUAAGAGCGUAUCUUCCACUUGACAAACUGUUAAAGCAUGACACCGCAAGAGCUCUGCUCAAGGUUAUCUCGGGACCUCAAGCUUUUAAGAUUGUGUUCUUCGCGAGACUCACGCCGAUACCUUUUGGAUUGCAGAACACUAUUUUCGCUGUAAGCGACGUUCACGGUUGCGGCUACCAUCUCGCGACGAUGCUCGGUCUGCUGCCGGCGCAGGUGAUCAAUGUCUACCUCGGCUCGACGCUCCGGUCCAUCCACGACGUGCUCCACGAGUCCCACGUCACCGGAUACAUCGUGUUCGCUUUCCAGAUAUUAAUCGGCAUUACACUGAUGGUGUGGGUCGUGCAAAAAGCCCGAAAAGAGCUCACCAUAGCGAUAAUGGCCGCGGAACUAGGCCGAGAAACAAUAUCGACGUCAAGCAGCUCCUCGAUCAGCUAGCCCACGGCGAAAGCGUCCACCGACAUGGACAGUGUCUCUGAAGAACGUCCCAGCUAGGGACGGCUGCUCAGGUGCCCCGUGUUACCCAGACCGAGAUGGAACCUACGUCUGAAUAAGGGCUCUGUACCCUGGUGAUAUUAUUAUAAGUUGACUGUGCCUCUAAGAGGAUUUUGAAAGUGAAUGAAAUGAGGUUUGUAUCUAUGUCGCCGCAUAGGGAUUGCUUCACGAAUAGCAAAGGCAAUUUGGUGAAUUAGCGAAGUUGAAAAUGAUUUUGCUUGCUGAAUAGUGGUGUAAGACCAAACAAAUUAUUAAAAGAAUGCGACGUUAAAUUCACGAGAGUGAAAAGAACUCGUGCAUUAAUCUACCUAUUGACUGAUAUCCAAUACUAUUGAUACUCGUUUGCUUAUCAUAAUACCUUUCUCAUAUUAACCGUGUUAUAGUUUCAAUUGCCUAUAAUAGAGUGACUUGCGCCACCAUUCAAUAGUCAAGCAGUGACUUAACGGGAUUCUCGUUAGUACAUAAAUAUGUGUUUCGAUUGGCAACUUGCAAUUUUCCUAGUCAUCACGGCCCUAUCAAUGGCUUUAUAGUAUGAUAAUACAUACGUCGUUUUUGUGUCGACGGGUCGUUGAGCGACCCUUGGUCGGAACCGAUCAUAUUUUGAAUGAUUACAAAGUCUCGCAUGCAAAGUGACAUGUUUGCUCUCGUUUGAUAAUGCGUAGAGUUCAAUAAAACAUUGAAAAAUACCUAUAUAAUGUUGAAAUACUUCAGUGCCAUAAUCACAACGCGAUAUACUUCCAAACGAUUUCAUUGCGUGCUUUUACCCUUUGCAUAAUAUUACGGAACUGUGGGUAGUUGAAUAAGAAACUUUAUUUCUUCCGAAUGCGAGUUGAUACAUUUCAAUUGUUUUGAUUCUCACGUGAUUUAAGGGCGUGUUACACUAUUUUUUGUAGAUUUUCGAUAUUUAAUUUUCUCUGUAAUGCAGUAUGUACUUUUCAAGGUUGCAUCGUCUGAUGCGAAAGUAUUUCUACUGGAAACGGUAAAAUAGCUGUCCCGCCACUUAAACGAUGCAAUAAAUAAACAUUUUGAUAAUAAUUUUCUUAAGUAUAUAUUUAAAUGUUGACCUUCCGUAUUUCUUUACAAAGUUUUCUUGCCAUAUUUUUUUCAUUUUGUAUAAUCUACAUAGGAAGUUAAUUGGCUUUUCUGAAAAUUUAAUAUAAGCCGUUGACGUUAAUUAUAAUUAACUUGUUGAUAAGAUCACAGCCGUAUGUUUUAUUCAUAACUUGAGGUUUUAUUUUUAUAACUACAAUUCUAUGUAAUGCCCUUUUCCAAUUUGCAUAAUUAACCUUUUCAAAUGAUUAAAAAUCUAACAAAUCAUUCUUAUCAUUGACGCACGUAGUAGAGACAAUCGUAAAGUUUUUUAUUAAUAGUAAUUUUAUAAAUAUUUUUAUCAAGGAGCCUUUAAAAAAAACAAUGUUAUUAAGACGCCGCAAAACAGGUCGCAUUAAAGUAUAUUUUAGUAGUAAAAAAUGCUUCCCAGUACUCUGUAAAUUUUAUUUAUUAUAAAUUUAAUAUUUAAGAAAAUUAUUCUCGACACUGAAACGGUAAGGUCCGGAUGUCUUCGAUUUCAAAUAUCCAAAUUAAAUAAUUCAAACUGUAAUUGGACUACGAAAAAUUUCAAGUUAAUAUUUGUUUAAAUAAUUGAUCGAAUGUAAUGUAGAGUAAACGUGUAAUAGCUAAGAAAAAUGAAAACAAGAAAACACAGUAAUCCGUAUGGAUGCAACAGAUUUGGCCUUAACGUCUGGUGUUGAGUUUUAACAUCGGUUUAACUGAAUGUGAGUAAUCCGAUAACUAUAAUCCGGUGUUUGAAAAACGAAUUGUCUGACGCUUAGGAAAUGUCAAAUUGACAUUGGGUCACGCCAGGUUUGUUCCUGUCAAACCUAGAAAAAUAAAUUCAGAAAUAAUAACAAUUCGACUAAAUAAAAACCUAGUCAUUAUUAUGAUAGUGUGUAUAAUUACGUAAAUACGUACGAAAAUAAUUAACUAUAUUUAUUAAAUUAUACAUACUUUGUUUGAAUUAUUUUUUUAAAACUCACGUAUUUGCUACUGGAAAAAGAACACUGUGUUACCUACAUAAAGAUGAUUUAUGUUAUUUUUGUAAUAGUUUACUUAUCUGACCUUUUGCCUUGUACGUAAUGAUAAAACUACUAUUAACAUGUGAUUGAUUAGUGAGUGUUAGUAAUUAAGUGAGUUUAAGAUGAAUGAAAAUUUAAGCCUUCUUAAAAAUAGCUUUUUUAUAAUCAUAGAUACCGAAAGGUAUUAAAUGAUUUUGUAUUUAUUUUUGUCUACUCUGAGACUAAUAUACAAAUUAUCAAUAAUAUUAAUAAUAGAGACGAACGCGGGACCUCUUUAAAAAUGGACACUCGAAGUUUCUCCUUUGUAAUAUGAAAUACCGACAACAAAGCCAAUAAAAUAAAAAACAUCCCUACAUUAAAAAUUUUAAUAAGAGUAUCUAGGUGAAACUAAAAAUUGUUUUCUCUUGUCACAACAGAAUGCUUUUCCUCCCCAAACAUAAAGUUCUUUGCUGCGAUAUUAACGUGAGAUUAUGAAUGGAACCAAAUAGGUUAAGUGAAUGCAUGUCUAAACUUUUUGAUAAAAAUAAAUAUUUUUCGGCGAAAACGCGUUUACCGCUAUAUUUUUAUUCUAACUGAUCUGAGUGUUCUGAGAUUAAAAAAUGCUUUGUUGAGACAUUUUUUCAUUAUUUUGUUAUUAUUUAAUAGGUGUAAGAAUGUUAGUCAGCUAGUUAUUUCUAUUAUUAAAAUAAUUAUUAUAUUAACAUGAUAUGCACUAGAUAAGUAAACAAUAACAUCACAAUAAUGUAAUUAUUGUACAUAAAAAGUAGAUUUUACAGUAUGAAUCCUUUAUUUAUUUUUUCUCAAUUCGGUCGUAAAUAAAUUAGAUGAAAUCUAAUUUUGAAAAUGAUUCUGUCACUACAAAUCCCUUUUUAGAAAUGUUGCCAAAAUUAUAUCGAAACUAGCUCAUUAGCUUUGCACGUCAAUAUUUAGUAAAUGUACUUAAUAUAGUACAUUUAGUAAUCAAACAGAAUUCGAUUGACGCAUUCCGAAUAGCACAUGUGAUUGAAUUUAACGUCAACUAAAAUACAUAUGUCAAUGUCAAAUGUCAAUUUGACAUAACUAAUGUUGAAUUCAAAUGACACUGAACAUAGAUGAUGUGACACUGAAGACUACUGUCAAAUAGGAUAAAUCACUAACUGGAUAAAGUGGCAUCGCAUAAAAGUUACUUAAAAACCUGCAACUAAACAAUAAUACGUAAAGCCACUUAAAAGAGGAGUCGUUAGAUUAAUUUACAGCUGCAAAAUAUUUCAAUGGCAUAGAGAUAGGCAUAUCUCAUCAUAGAGAAAGGCUAUUUGGUUUAAACAUUAGUGAAUUUUUGACUUAAGUGACAUUUUUGCAACUUUAUAGGAGAGCCAUUUAUAGUUUAAAAUUUGGGAAAAAUCUUGUUCAGUUUGAAUAGGAAAGAGAUUGAAGUUAAAUUAAAGACAUCGAAUUGUUGAUUCUAAUACCAAAGAAAACGGACCGUUAAUUACAAAAAUAAAUGUCACUUAAACCAACUAAGCUUUCACCCAUCGAUAAAUAUUUUUUAAUUAAUUAAAAUAUUAAUGUCUCAUCAAAAUAGUGUUUGAAUGAUUUAUUAUGUAUUUUUCGUUGUUUUAUUAUUCUUAUUAAUCUCCGGCCUAUUUUCUAUAUUAAUUCAUGAAUCUGAUAAUAUGUGGAAUCAAUUUUAUUACGAAGUGCAAUAUUAUGUAAUUCUAAGGUUCUUGAAGCUAUUUAUUUUGUAAUAUCAAUUUUGUAAAUAUGACUAGUUUUAUAAUAUCGACGCUUGAAAGGCAAACAUGACUAAGCGACAAUACUGCUUUGUACAUAAAUGAUAGGCAAUCACCAUAUUCGAUGCGCAAAAAAAAAUUAUUUCUAGGUCUAUUAAAAUCAUUUCAAUCCUACAGCUACUAGCUAGAUUCGUUAAAAUAAAUUUUGUUUUCAGGUAUUUCAACUUUAAAUUAGUCUACUGUAAAGUUCACGCAUUAUCGCUUAGUCACGUUUGCCUUUCAAGCGUCGAUAUGUAUUGUUUAAAAAAAAACAAUUUAAUUUCUUUAAAUUAACAAUGAAUUGGAAAUUUAUUUUCUGAAACAUGUGUAUACUGUUUGUUCUUGCUAACCGAUAUGUUUGCGGCGCACGAAUUUUAUUCUAAAUUAGGGAAAUUCGACAGAUCCUUCAUCCUCUUUUUUCGACUUUAAUUGAUAAUUUAACAAGGCUCUAAAUUCCACGAAAUUUCUAUUUGCCCAAUAGUCGUAUCUAAGUCAAUUUCAUUUGUUUUAAACUGACUCAGCUGUUUUUGAAUGUUCUAGAAAAUUCACUGCCAACCGUAAUGUUUGUAAGUAAUUGCUGUAGAUGUGGAGAUUGUUAUUACCCAUAUCAUGACAUCACCGAAUGUCACAUGAAUACCGCCUUCCGCCUUCAGACAUAAGAUUGAAGACUCAAAUUUCAAGCCCUCACCCUUCACACCAAUGCGUUCUGGUUUGAACCAGAAAAGGGCAUGCGAAAUUGAUUUUUAUGUUACACCGCUAUUCUAUUUCAGUUCAGUAUGUAAAAUUACUAGUGCCAAAUAAUUUAAAUACAAUAAUUCGAUACUUACAUUAGUAAUUUAGGACAUAAUAUUUUUGACCACGUCAAUAAUGUUAUUUUUAUAUAAAGGCAUUCAAACAUUAUAAUGUAUAAUUAAAAUAUAAAAUCCGUUUCAAGUUCAUGAUCAAACGCAACGGAAUAAACUAUUAGCAACAACAACGCCGUUUCAUAAUGUGUUUAAAUAAAUAUUUAUAUAAAAAUAAUUAAAAAUCAAUUUCAAAUGUAAAUGUACCUACAUUUUAUAUUCUCAAAACGUAUAAUGUUUCAUAAUAAAUGACGACGCUCAGAAUUUAAUACGAAGAAAAGGUUUAUUUUGUAAUGUUAAGUAUUGAAUUGAAAUUAAGUAUAAAUUUAUUAAAUGCAUUUACUCUUAAAA
Bombyx mori (domestic silkworm) is the source of this 6091-nucleotide messenger RNA. Its product is annotated as transmembrane protein 64. Gene Ontology annotation, cellular component: endoplasmic reticulum. Gene Ontology annotation, biological process: regulation of cytosolic calcium ion concentration. The record is from RefSeq and is a predicted model, not a curated record. Bases 194 to 1018 code for a protein of 274 amino acids. Lineage: Eukaryota; Metazoa; Arthropoda; Insecta; Lepidoptera; Bombycidae. The transcript has 3 exons.